This is a messenger RNA of Tripterygium wilfordii, 3056 nucleotides long. Its product is annotated as exocyst complex component SEC3A. Bases 194 to 2851 code for a protein of 885 amino acids. The record is from RefSeq and is a predicted model, not a curated record. The transcript is spliced from 25 exons. Lineage: Eukaryota; Viridiplantae; Streptophyta; Magnoliopsida; Celastrales; Celastraceae. Gene Ontology annotation, biological process: Golgi to plasma membrane transport; exocytosis. Gene Ontology annotation, molecular function: phosphatidylinositol-4,5-bisphosphate binding. Gene Ontology annotation, cellular component: exocyst; plasma membrane.
GCCCAUUUAUGAUUUUAUCUCAAGAAGAGUCAUAAGAAGCUGUUAAUUGUACGGUUCCACCCCACAAUUCCCUGUAACAUACAUACUCGGACAAGGAAAUUAAGAAUAAGAAAAAGAAAUUUCUCCACCAUCUCUCAGAGUUGGAUCUUCUCUAAGCGAGCGAGCUAAGGAAGUGCGUAGAAGGAAAAAAAAAAUGGCGAAAUCGAGCGCGGACGAUGAGGAGCUAAAGCGUGCUUGUGAGGCGGCCAUCGAAGGAACAAAGCAGAAGAUCGUGAUUUCGAUACGCGUGGCCAAGAGCAGAGGGAUCUGGGGAAAAUCCGGCAAGUUGGGCCGCCAAAUGGCCAAGCCUAGGGUUCUUGCUCUCUCUACAAAAUCAAAGGGUCAGCGGACUAAAGCUUUUUUGCGAGUCCUAAAGUACUCUACUGGUGGAAUUCUUGAGCCUGCUAAACUGUACAAGCUUAAGCAUCUUUCAAAAGUAGAGGUUAUAACUAAUGACCCCAGUGGUUGUACAUUCACAUUGGGAUUUGAUAAUCUCAGAAAUCAAAGUGUUUCUCCUCCUCAGUGGACAAUGCGCAAUAUUGAUGACAGGAAUCGGCUUUUGCUUCAAAUAUUAAACAUUUGCAAAGACGUACUGGGCCGUCUGCCCAAAGUUGUCGGAAUAGAUGUUGUGGAGAUGGCACUUUGGGCUAAGGAAAAUGCACCGACAGUUACAACUCAAAGGAAUCUGCAAGAUGGUCCUGUUGCAGCUACAGUGACAGAAAGCGACUUGAAAGUAACUGUUGAAAGAGAACUUGUCUCACAAGCUGAGGAGGAGGACAUGGAAGCUCUUCUGGACACUUAUGUCAUGGGUAUUGGUGAAGCAGAGGCAUUUUCUGAGAGGCUGAAGCGAGAGCUACUUGCUCUUGAAGCAGCAAAUGUGCACGCCAUUUUGGAAAGUGAACCUUUAAUUGAAGAGGUAUUGCAAGGCCUUGAGGCAGCAACAAAUUGUGUUGAUGACAUGGAUGAAUGGUUAAGCAUCUUCAAUGUGAAGCUUAGACACAUGAGAGAAGACAUUGAGUCGAUAGAAACCCGUAAUAACAAGUUGGAGAUGCAGUCUGUAAAUAACAAAGCACUUAUUGAGGAACUUGAUAAACUUCUUGAACGGUUGCGUGUCCCUUCUGAGUAUGCAGCAUCUCUGACAGGUGGUUCAUUUGAUGAGGCCCGCAUGCUUCAGAACAUUGAAGCAUGUGAGUGGUUGACUGGUGCUUUACGUGGACUCGAAGUGCCCAAUUUGGAUCCUGCCUUUGCAAACAUACGGGCGGUUAAAGAGAAGCGGGCAGAACUUGAAAAGUUAAAAACUACAUUUGUCAGGAGAGCUUCUGAGUUCUUGAGAAACUACUUUGCCAGUUUGGUCGAUUUUAUGAUUGGUGACAAGAGUUACUUCUCACAGCGGGGUCAAUUGAAGAGGCCUGAUCAUGCUGACUUGAGGUACAAAUGUAGGACAUAUGCUCGGCUUCUGCAGCAUUUGAAGAGUCUUGAUAAGAACUGCUUGGGUCCUUUGAGAAAAGCUUAUUGUAGCUCUCUCAACUUACUUCUUCGGCGAGAGGCUCGUGAAUUUGCAAAUGAGCUUCGUGCUAGUACAAAAGCAUCAAGAAAUCCAACUGUCUGGCUUGAAGCUUCAGCAGGUUCUGCUCAAAGUGCGAAUACUGCUGAUACCUCUUCAGUUUCUGAUGCUUAUGCCAAAAUGCUGACGAUUUUCAUCCCCCUUCUUGUGGAUGAGAGUUCUUUUUUUGCGCAUUUCAUGUGCUUUGAAGUUCCUGCACUCGUUCCUCCAGGAGGUCUUGCAAAUGGUAAAGGCGGAUCUCAUGAUUUAAAAGAUGAUGAUGAUGAUUUGGGCAUUAUGGACAUAGAUGACAAUGACAGCAAAUCUGGUAAAAAUCCUGCAGAUUUGUCUACUCUGAAUGAAUCCCUUCAGGACUUGCUCGAUGGAAUUCAGGAAGACUUUUAUGCCGUGGUGGACUGGGCAUACAAAAUUGAUCCUUUACGCUGCAUAUCAAUGCAUGGAAUUACAGAGCGGUAUCUCUCUGGUCAAAAAGCCGAUGCAGCGGGAUUUGUGCGUCUCUUACUUGGUGACUUGGAAUCAAGAAUUUCUACGCAGUUUGCCCGUUUUGUUGAUGAGGCUUGCCACCAGAUUGAAAGAAAUGAGCGUAAUGUGCGCCAGAUGGGUGUUCUAUCAUACAUUCCGCGAUUUGCAACUCUGGCAACCCGUAUGGAGCAGUAUAUCCAAGGACAAUCUAGGGAUUUGGUUGAUCAGGCAUAUACGAAAUUUGUUAGCAUAAUGUUCGUGACUUUGGAGAAAAUUGCGCAGACAGAUCCAAAGUAUGCAGAUAUUUUCCUUCUAGAGAACUAUGCAGCAUUUCAGAAUAGUUUGUAUGAUGUGGCCAAUGUUGUACCCACUUUGGCCAAGUUUUAUCAUCAGGCAAGUGAAGCUUAUGAACAAGCUUGUACGCGUCAUAUCAGCAUGAUCAUUUACUAUCAAUUCGAACGACUUUUCCAGUUUGCUCGAAGGAUUGAGGAUUUGAUGUACACAAUUACACCCGAAGAGAUCCCUUUCCAGCUUGGAUUGUCAAAAAUGGAUCUCCGAAAGAUGAUCAAAGCAAGUCUAUCUGGGGUUGACAAGUCUAUUGCUGCUAUGUAUAAGAAGUUGCAGAAAAACUCGACUUCAGAGGAACUUUUACCUUCCUUAUGGGACAAAUGCAAGAAAGAGUUUCUGGACAAGUAUGAAAGUUUCGUGCAACUCGUUGCCAAGAUCUAUCCCAAUGAGAAUAUCCCUACUGUGGUGGAUAUGAGAAAUCUGCUAGCUUCCAUGUAAAUUUUUUAGAGAGAGAACUGAUAUGUUGUGUUGUAUAAUUUUAUUUUAAAUUUUGUUUACGAGCAUAGAGCGUUAGUGUAUUAGGUUUCUGUAAUUAUUAUUCUUUCGCAAAUUUUCCUAUAAUUUGUUUUAUUGAACGAAUCUGUUUCUUAUCUGGAGUCACUGUAAUGUUUUUUCUAGUCAUUCUGAACUAUCUUUGAUCACA